UUAGCAACAUGGUGCUUAAUCAAACAAUUCUAUUUUCUACGUAACUUUUAAUGAGAGAUUAGCGAUUCUAAUCUCUCAGAUGCUCAUUCUGUCAACUGAAUGGACUUUAAGCUUUAAAUGUUUUUCUCAGUUUUCUCUCCCUCAGUCAUCUACCCGUAAACUACAAAGCUAGCUUAGCUUAGCAUUCAACCUGGAGAUAUGAGUGGAGAAACAGUCAAAGUUGCUGUUUGAUGGAGUGGUUGUAGUCUUCUCCAGAACGAAUAAGCCAUUAUAACUGUGUGAAAAUGCCAGGAGUCGAGACACUGAGAGAUUUUUUUAACCAGAGACUGACUGCUGCUGCUGAAGAGAUUUUUGGAGUCUUUGAAAGAACGAUAGCAGAAUACGAGGAACAACUUUGUCGAUGUAAAGAGGAAGACGAGCGAAAACAAAAACUUCUGGACGAUGUUCACCUUCGCUUUCACAGAGCAGACAACCAGCAACUGCAAGUGACUCAAGAAGAGGUUCCUUUUAAGCAGCAGGAGUGGAGCUCUAGUCUGGACCAAGAGGACGCUGAGCCUCCACACAUUAAAGAGGAAGGGGAGGAACUGUGGAGCAGUCAGGAGGGACUGGAUGAGGCUUAUACCAUCAAGUUCCCCUUUGCUCCUGUCUCAGUGAAGACUGAAGAUGAUGAAGAGAAACCUCGGUUCUCACAGCUUAAUGAAAUACAAAGUGAAGGGAUGAAAACGGGAGCUGAUGGAGAGGACUGUGGUGGACCAGAGCAGACCAGGAACUCAGAACCAGAGAGACAUUUACAUUCAGAGAGUCAGGACAAGACUGAAGACUGCUCUGAAGCUGAAAUUGAUGACAGUGUCAAGAAAUCACACAGCUGCUCUCAGUGCAGUAAAACAUUCAGAAGAAAAUAUGAUCUUGCUGAGCAUAUGAGAACACACCAAAAAGACAAACCCUUCAGCUGCUCUGACUGUGGUAAUAGGUUUAAGUAUAAGUCAACUCUGACUAAACACAUGGUUAUCCACACAGGAAAGAAACCCUUCAGCUGCUCUGAGUGUGAUAAAAAGUUUUUCCAAAAGAUUCAUCUGAACACACACAUGUUGGUGCACACAGGAGAGAAACCCUUCAGCUGCUCUGAGUGUGAUAAAAAGUUUAUUCUCAAGUCUCAGCUGAUUACACACAUGGUGAUCCACACAGGAGAGAAACCCUUCAGCUGCUCUGAGUGUGAUAAAACGUUUUACCACAAAUCUCAUCUGAAUAGACACAUGUUGGUCCACACAGGAGAGAAACCCUUCAGCUGCUUUGAGUGUGAUAAAACGUUUUGUCACAAGUCUUAUCUGACUUCACACAUGGUGAUCCACACAGGAGAGAAACCCCUUAGCUGCUCUGAGUGUGAUAAAAAGUUUAUUCACAAGUCUCAGCUGACUUCACACAUGUUUGUCCACACAGGAGAGAAGCCCUUCAGCUGUCCUCAGUGUGAUAAAAAAUUUAGCCACAAGUCUAAUCUGACUACACACAUGCUGAUCCACACAGGAAAGAAACCUUUUAGCUGCCCUCACUGUGAUAAAAAGUUUAACCAAAAGUCUCAGUUGACUAAACACAUGGUGAUCCACUCAAGAGAGAAACCCUUCAGCUGUGAGCUCUGUGAUCAGAAAUUUUCACGGUUUACUCAGGUAAAAAACCACAAGUGUACCAGUGGCCAGAUUUCAUCAAAUAAAAGAAGAAGAGCUAAUGAGUAGGACUAUGUAAGAUGAGAGCCAGGCAGUAACUCAGAUAUUUAAAAAGAUGUACAACAAGAGCCUGGAGAUGAAUAAGAUGAUUGGAGGGAGAUCAGAGAACAUCAGUCAAGUUUAAACUCUAAGCCUGCUAUACUCAAUCCUGCAGCUACUCCGCUGCACAUAGCUCUUAUUAGGAUGCACAGAUGUAUCAGCUUAACAUCAGUGUUGGCUGAUAUUAUCCCUGUUUUCUACAUAUGCAAAUAAUAUAGCAGGAAUGUUUAUCGUUCAGUGUUUUUCUGUUGUGCCUGAUGAACUGUAUGCUUGCAUAUGACUUAUCUAGCUGAUGAAUUAACUAAACCAAUGCAGUUUUCAUAUUCUCAAAUGUGCAUUGUUUUAAGGGAAGAAUAGGAUGUUUGUGGAUUGGAAUGUUGGAUUGCACCAAUAUUUUAUUCAGUGUGGCCUCUGAGCAGGGCAAGGUUGAGCACAAGUCCUUGAAGAAAUUCUGUUUAUGUCAGCAAUAAAAUAUAUAAUCAUAAACACAUCUGCUAAUUUUUGAUUUUAAAAAAAGCCAAGAUGGCUUAGGAGUGCUGCUUUCACAUAUUUGUGAGUAUCAAACACAGGUGCACUUAGGUCUCAAGGAAAAGUUCAUGAUACCAAAAUAUGACUUGGAAUUUUAAAUUGUGAAUUUUUAUGAUUAAAUAUGAUAUGAAAAUGUCAAAAUC
Molecule: messenger RNA, 2428 nt
Organism: Cheilinus undulatus (humphead wrasse)
Lineage: Eukaryota; Metazoa; Chordata; Actinopteri; Labriformes; Labridae
Product: zinc finger protein OZF-like
Exons: 2
Coding region: 285-1727 (480 amino acids)
Biological process (GO): regulation of transcription by RNA polymerase II
Molecular function (GO): DNA-binding transcription factor activity, RNA polymerase II-specific; RNA polymerase II cis-regulatory region sequence-specific DNA binding
Source: RefSeq, a predicted model, not a curated record